Messenger RNA from Pantherophis guttatus, 4113 nucleotides. RefSeq names its product orthopedia homeobox (gene OTP). Gene Ontology annotation, biological process: neuron differentiation; regulation of DNA-templated transcription. The record is from RefSeq and is a predicted model, not a curated record. Gene Ontology annotation, molecular function: DNA-binding transcription factor activity, RNA polymerase II-specific; DNA binding. Lineage: Eukaryota; Metazoa; Chordata; Lepidosauria; Squamata; Colubridae.
GACCUAGAUCUAUUUUAACUUGCCCCCCUUUUUUUCUCAUAAAAAAAAUCAACAACCAACCGCUAAAAUUUGGGGGGGAACAGCUUUCGCCCUGGAGCGGUGCGCGAUGCUCUCACACGCCGACCUCCUGGACGCCCGGCUCGGAAUGAAAGACGCCGCCGAGCUGUUGGGCCACCGGGAGGCCGUGAAGUGCCGCUUGGGCGUCGGAGGCUCGGAGCCCGGAGGCCACCCGGGGGACCUGGCGCCCAACUCGGACGCGGUGGAAGGGGCCACGUUGCUACCCGGAGAGGACAUCACCACGGUGGGUUCGACGCCGAGCGCGCUGGCCGUGAGCGCCAAAGACCCCGACAAGCAGCCCGGGCCGCCGCAGAACCCCAGCCAGGCCGGACCGCAGCAGGGCCAGCAAAAGCAGAAACGGCACCGGACGCGCUUUACCCCGGCUCAGCUCAACGAGCUGGAGCGCAGCUUCGCCAAGACCCACUACCCGGACAUCUUCAUGCGCGAGGAGCUGGCUCUGCGCAUCGGCCUCACCGAGUCGCGAGUCCAGGUCUGGUUCCAGAACCGACGGGCCAAGUGGAAGAAGCGCAAGAAGACCACCAACGUGUUCCGCGCCCCCGGCACGCUGCUGCCCACGCCCGGCCUGCCCCAGUUCCCUUCCGCCGCCGCCGCCGCCGCGGCAGCCAUGGGCGACAGCUUGUGUUCUUUCCACGCCAACGACACGCGCUGGGCCGCGGCCGCCAUGCCGGGGGUGUCGCAGCUGCCCCUGCCGCCGGCCCUGGGCAGGCAGCAGGCCAUGGCGCAGUCCCUGUCGCAGUGCAGCCUGGCGGCGGGCCCCCCACCCAACUCCAUGGGCUUGUCCAACAGCCUGGCGGGCUCCAACGGCGCCGGCCUGCAGUCGCACCUCUACCAGCCCGCUUUCCCUGGCAUGGUGCCCGCUUCCCUGCCAGGCCCCAGCAACGUGACGGGCUCGCCGCAGCUCUGCAGCUCCCCGGACAGCAGCGACGUGUGGCGGGGCACGAGCAUCGCCUCCCUCCGCCGGAAAGCGCUGGAGCACACAGUCUCCAUGAGUUUCACCUAAUGGCGCCCCCACCUUCCCAGCCAGCAACCUCUCCCAGCCGCGCCUCCCGUUUUCCCGCCUUUUUCUUCACCUCCGUCCGGCCUCCCUGCUCUGACCCGAGCGGAUCGCCUCGUUCCCGCCAUUUUUUCCCCACCUUUUUAACCUAAAAGAGGAGGGGGAACCACUCACUUACCAGGGAGCCGACUCAGGAUCUGAAACCAAUGGGCUAGUUUUGUGGGGGAGAGAAAGACGCAAGUAAGGGCGCGCACACACACACACACACACACACGCGAUCUCCGGUGAGCAACCCGGGCAAGUUCGAGCUGCAAAGGCGGAGACGGAGCCAACGCGUGUCUUAAUUAAGAUUUAAGAAAUUCCUAUCCUAAGGACUCAGCGGACCUCGCUUAAGUUCUGUCGAAGUUGCUCCCCGACCUACUCCUCACCCAGAUCCACAGGAAAACGAUAGAUAUAUGUGCGUGCGUGCGUCUGUAUAAAGUAUAUAUGUAUAUACACACAUGUACGUGUACAUGUAUACACACGUAUGCAUGUGUGUGCGUGUAUACAUACAUACAUACAUAAACAAUAGCCACGUUUUUUGCAGGGGUUUUGAUAGCAGGUUUUUGAACGGGCGGCCGAGCUCGACCUUCGGGCGGGCGCGGUGGCGGCGGUGAGAACAGUGGCGAUGACGUGAAUCGUCCAGGGAAAACAGCCCAUUUGAUAACCCUUUUUAAGCGACGGGAGUCGAAUUCAAAUGAAUUUUUUUUUUAAAGGCGGCACAGAAACCUCCGCCCCUUCUUUUCCCGUCCUUCCCAUUUUUGAUGGGCUAUUUAAUUUCUAGGGCGAUCCCGUUUCAGCUUUGGCGCCCCUCAUUUUUUUCGCUUUGUUUCGGCCGCAGCCCCGCGCCCUCUCGGAGCAGCGGGCGAGCGACGCCUGGCUAGCGUGGACCCGAGAGACCUCCAAUCUGGCGAAGACUUUGUACAGAUACAGCAAGCCGCUAUUUCUCCCCCCUUUUCUGCAUGUGCUGGUCCAAAUCCAGAGAACAGAAGCUGUUUCGAAGAAUGAACCCACGGUGAAAUAGGAUGUUUUGUGUAGAUAAAGCAUUCUUGUUACAUACUGGUCGAUUUGUGAUAUGUUUUAAAAAAAAAUACUGUCUGUGCUUAUUUAUUAUGGAAUUUUGGGUUUCUUAAUAAAUGUUUGAGCCUAUUACAAACCUAUGAUUUGACUUUUCCCAGCGAGUUGGCACCACAUUAAUGUAAAUGGAUAAAUAAACUCAUUUGCUAAGCGCGUAGUGGGAACCACGGUUGUGAGAUAAGAGGUAUUUUAAAACGAGUGAGCAAAUAAUUCAUCCCCCCCCCCAGUUUGGAAUGGGGAGAAUUGUCACAUGUUUUGGGAAUAGUUGGCUGAUUUUGCAGUGAAGCUGCAGCAUUCCUUAAUUACAAUUUCAAUAAACCGCUUGAUCUCUUUGUGUCAAAUGACUUAGUAUAAGAAGCAAGGUUCUAAUGGAAAUAGCAGCAGCAAGAAGUAUCUGAAUCUAAAACAAGCACUUGCUUGCUUGAUGCACAUAUAAGGGUUACAAUAAAAAUGGCAAAUACCCAAGUUCCUUUGUUCUGGUGGUGAACCAUUUGCAACAAAUAAUAUUUUUCUUGGUAAGUUCUGAGCAAAACAUUUGAUCAGACCAAGCUACCAUAGAGGACACAAGGCAUUCAAUAGGAAAAAAGCCUCUUCAGAUUUCUUAAAAAUAAUAUUGCUUGUGUAUAUUUCAUGUGGAUUACGAACUCUGUGAACGACAGAGAGAAAAACAGAAGCCACCUUUUGUGACUAUAUUGGUAGUAAAAAGGGCAAAUAUUAAGAUGGUAGGCUUAAAUAAUGUCCCAUUUUUUAAAAUCUUAAAUUGAGUAAAGAUUGGAGGGAGGGUGAAAUGAAAUUGAAUGUACUCGGGAAAACAGAAGGUACAUUUGCCAUUCAUCUUUUUCCUGGCUCUGGAAUUAGUGCCUGUUCUGGUUGCUGAGACUUGCUGCCACGGCAGAAGAUGCUCACUUCCCUUCCUUGCGCUUUUGCAAAGUUGGUCUCAGAAAGGCCAAGUGAGGUUGCCAGGCACCAGGCAGAAAAGGACUCUGUCCUAUUAAUGGGAUGCGCUCACUUCGUUUAUGUCUGCACAUCAAUUACACAUUUCUUAAUUACACACUGGAGGAUGCCAUGUCCGGGAGCCUUUCACAGGAGGGCAUUGCUGGCUCCCAGCGAGCAUCACCCAGGAUACACACACACACACACACACAUAGAGUAAUAAUUUUGCUCCCCCCCUCAAUAUUUUAAGGAAUUUUUAAUUUCAAAAUGACAACUGUUUAUGAUUAAAUAAUGCCUCUGAAAAAGACGUCUAAUUAAUGUGAGCUUUAUGAUACAGCAUUUAAACAGCCAACACAAAGGCUGAAAAUGUUUCAACAUAAGCAAUCAUUCAAAAAAUAAGUUCUAUAGAUUCCCUAUGCUUCAAGCAAAAAUAUUACCCUUAUGGUACUCCUGAUGACCUACUAUUGCUUUGGAAAAUGGCUACAGUACUCUUGAAAUUUUAAUAUGCUGUUUGUUAAACUGGGAACAGCAUCUUUAUCCAAACAAUGAGUUUAAUGUUUUAAUUAUUUUAAUUAAACAUGCAGCAUCAGAGGAAAUUUGGUCUUGAGUAUACAUUUAGAAGAAUGGUUCUGUUUUGUUUUUUAAUUUUAAAAUCACUUUUGUGUUCUCUUGGGCCAGGAUUCAUUUACUGGUGUACUCUAAUCUCUGUAUUUUUCUAUACUUCAGCUAGGAAUCUCUGAUGGAUUCUAAAUAAUAGCGUAUAUUUAAAUAUUAACCUUGAACACAAUAGUGGUUUUGAAACAUAAUAAAGAGUUCUUAUUUAACCAGGGCCCCGUUUGGUAUUUCCCUAUAAAGAGGCAUCUUUCUAGCCUGCCUUUUGUCUCUUAAUUUAGAUCAUGGUAUCCUUAUCGUGUGCUUUUAUUCCAUUUUUGUGUCUUUUACCUACUUUUAAUGUAUUUUUUUAAAAUAAAAGAAUCUCCCUCUUCUUCGGA